AGGCUGCCAUCCUGCGCUCCGUCCCCACAGCCUUCCUUUUUGCUUCUGAGGGGAAAAGGGAGGCGAAGGAGAGUGGAAGGCGGAAGGGAGAGAGAGGGGGCAGAAGGGGAAAGGAUGCUGAGGGAGGGAAGCCGUCGGUGGGGCUCUGGCAGCACACAGGCCCAAGGCGGCCCUUCCUACGCUCAUGAUGACGAGUACCUGACCCUUCCAGAGCUUAGUAGUGCUUGGCUGUCCCGUUCGCUUCCAGAAGGAGCCAGAGUCUUGGUGGGGACAAUGCAGCCUGUCUGCCUCUGCUAAGCAAUUGCUGGCAAGAGGAGGAGGAGGAGGAAGAGAGCAGCAGCUGGAGGACCAAAAAGCCCCAGGAUUAUGUUGGCCAGCAGACCAUGCUGCUGAAACUCCAGCACAGACAGACCCAUGCCUGCCUUUUGCACCAGUAUGGGCUCUGCCUCGGGGGUGUCAUGCUCGUGGACAUCUCCGCCCUGCCGUUUGGAGAGGAACUGGAUGAAGCAGGAUGCUGAAUGGCAUGGCUUUUAUGCUUGAGCUUUGGCUACAGGAAGUGAAUUGUGGGGAAAAGCCAAAAUGAAAAUGCUUCCUGGUGUCGGGGUAUUUGGAACUGGGAGCACCGCUCGGGUGUUGGUGCCUCUGCUGAGAGCAGAAGGCUUCUCAAUUGAGGCUCUGUGGGGGAAAACUGAAGAGGAAGCAAAGCAGCUAGCUAAGGAAAUGGACAUUUCCUUCUACACAAGUCAAACAGAUGAUGUUUUGCUGCACCAGGACGUAGAUCUGGUUUGCAUCAACAUCCCGCCACCUCUGACCCGACAAAUCGCAGUGAAAGCUCUAGGGAUUGGGAAGAAUGUCAUUUGUGAAAAAGCUGCUACUUCUGUGGAUGCUUUCAGGAUGGUCACAGCUGCCAGAUAUUAUCCCAGACUCAUGAGCCUUGUGGGCAAUGUCCUGAGAUUUCUACCAGCUUUUGUUAAAAUGAAGGAACUAAUUGAAGAACACUAUGUGGGCAACAUUCUGGUCUGUGAUGUCCGAGUGUACUGGGGAAGCCUCCUCAGCCACAAAUAUAACUGGAUCUGCGAUGAGCUGAUGGGCGGAGGUGGCCUGCACACCAUGGGGACAUACAUCAUCGACCUUCUCACUCACCUGACAAACCGCAAGGCGGAGAAGGUCCAUGGUUUGCUGAAAACCUUUGUGAAACAGAACUCAGCCAUCAGUGGCAUCCGUCACGUCACAAGCGAUGACUUUUGUUUUUUCCAGAUGCUGAUGACAGGAGGCGUUUGUAGCACAGUGACUCUCAACUUCAACAUGCCUGGAUCAUUUGUCCACGAAGUUAUGAUUGUUGGGUCGGCAGGACGUCUUAUCGCACGCGGAACAGAUCUCUAUGGCCAGAAGAACACUGCUCCCCACGAAGAGCUUCUGCUCGCAGAUUCCAUGAAUGUCCAUGCAGAACUUUUAGAUAAAGGGUUCAAGGAUAUCCCUCUGUUAUAUCUCAAAGGGAUGGUAUACCUAGUGCAAGCACUUCGUCACUCCUUCCAGGAACAGGAAGACCAGCGCACCUGGGAUCCUAAGCCAGUUGCAAUGGCGGCUUCCUUUGAAGAUGGCCUCUAUAUGCAAAGUGUAGUAGAUGCUAUUAAAAAAUCCAGCCGGUCUGGAGAUUGGGAAAUAGUAGAGGUCAUCACUGAGGAGUCAGAUACCAAUCAAAACCUCUGUGAGGCACUACAGCGAAAUAACUUAUAAGAGAAAUUUCCCUCAAGAGCAGAACCAGUUGGGAUUGUGGAGAAAUCAAGGUGGAUUUGGGGGAGGAGAAAGAAUGGCCAGUUGUACUUAUGGGUAAAAACCGCUAACAAUAUGUUUUGGUUUUUAAACUAAAGUAGACAGUUUUAAGUGUUGCAAAUUUCUUUGUCAUUGGUUAUUUUAAAGUUAACUCUCAAUUUUAUACCAGUAUGGAAACUUGAAUUGCACUCAACAGAGCAGGCUCUCUGCCAUUAUAGACAAGUCAGUCUCCCUUCUUAGUAUGCAGCUAAUGCAACCUUGCAGGUUGUGUAUGGUGGCACUAGAAAUCCAUCUGUUUUUAGAAGAAACACAAGGUUUAUCUUCCAACAUUUCUUGAUAGACACUAAUUAAGUUAAUAUUAAAAUUUUGUCUUUGAAAGCAUUAGAAAGGACAGAACAAAGGUUCUAUAGUUUUGCCAUGUUAAUUUGCACAGAUUUUUAGUGAGGUAAGCAGGUUUUGUCAAGCCAGAAUUUAGAUAAGUUACUUUAGGGACAAAAUCUCCCAGAAACAUCCAUGUAAUACUCUGACUCAAGUAUUGGAUAGUGUUCCCUGCCCCUUUCGACCUGUAUCCUGUGCGAAACUGGUGCUGUUUGCAGAGCAAAUUUUAGUGUGCAGCGUUCAGAUCCUAGACAUGUUCUUUGUUUAGGCUGAAACUGAGAAGGUGGCUAACAUUUAUAUGAACUACAUUGUUUACUUGAUUUUGUUUAUGUUUUCCUACUAAGUUUUAAUCCUGCUCAUUAAUAUAAAGAAUUAAUAAGCAA
Anolis carolinensis (green anole) is the source of this 2534-nucleotide messenger RNA. It is a transcript of the gene gfod2, whose product is annotated as Gfo/Idh/MocA-like oxidoreductase domain containing 2. Gene Ontology annotation, cellular component: extracellular matrix. Gene Ontology annotation, biological process: extracellular matrix organization. The coding region runs from base 580 to 1737 and encodes 385 amino acids. Lineage: Eukaryota; Metazoa; Chordata; Lepidosauria; Squamata; Anolidae. The transcript has 4 exons. The record is from RefSeq and is a predicted model, not a curated record. Gene Ontology annotation, molecular function: nucleotide binding.